AUGGAGGCUAGUGAGCUUGCUCACAGUCAGACUUUGCAGGCAAACUUUGCUAAUAGAACAGAUGAUCAAUGCUUGGCAUAUACAGGAAAAGAUUAUGAUAGAUAUAAAAAUCCUAAACAUCAACCAUGCAAAUGUGAUUUUUUUGAUCUUUUCAAAAUAUGCAAAAAGUGUAAUGAGUCUUGUGAAAGACUAUUUGCUCGAAUUAGUAAAGAUACUGAAAUUGCUGAAGAUGAAGAACUUCAAACAAACCCUUAUGAGAUAGCAACUAAAGAAGUACUAAAAGGAGCAGACAUUGAUAAAGUGAUCACUAAAUAUGCAUCUUCUUGUAAAAAAGAUACUGAAAUAGAAAAAAGUAAACUUUGCAAAGAUUUAUUUUCUGGAAUGUAUGAAAAAGAUGAUAUUAAGCAAUUUGAAGAAUAUAAUAAUGAAGAAUUUAAUUAUAACUGUGAUAAUGCAAUUUUGUUAGAUGAUUUUUAUGGAUUAAAUAUUAA
Molecule: messenger RNA, 491 nt
Organism: Dentiscutata heterogama
Lineage: Eukaryota; Fungi; Glomeromycota; Glomeromycetes; Diversisporales; Gigasporaceae
Source: the annotation of a GenBank genome assembly